AUGGGUUUAAGAGCUCAACGAGAAGGCUCUGUUUCUAAUUAUAGGAAGAGAUUUGAAGCUGUAUGUCUUAAGGCUUCAAACUUACCGUGGCAACACCUAGAAGAGUGGUUCUUACAAGGCUUAAAACCCAAGAUACGAGAGGCAGUUCAUCAAUUGAGACCUGACGGUAUUGUGCAAAUGAUGGAUUUAGCAGUGUGGAUAGAAGGAAACCCAGGGAACAAUGGCGAAGUAGGCUCCAGAGGACUCUCUAGGACGUCCUUGUCAACAUCAAUAAGUUUCAGCUGUUUGAAAAGGGAAAGAGAAGAUUUGAUAACCAAGAAGGGGCACUUAGGGUCUGUUGAUCAACGGAGUGAGAAUCCUUAUGAUGAUAUGAUAUUACAAGUUAAAGGUCUGGUAGAGAACCGAGAGGUUAACAUCGAAAUAGAUUCAGGUGCUACUCAUAGCUUCAUUUCUAAGAAUUUGGUAAUUGAAUCUAAUCUUACUCACAGUGGGAAGCCGACAGAGAUUAUCUUAGGACAUGGAGACAAAGGUUUGGGAAGGUGCGAAACAGUAGCCAUUACUAUACUAGGCUUUGAAUUCAAGGAAGACUUGCGGGUGAUUGACCAGAGUGACGGUGAUGUGGUUUUGGGGUAUAGUUGGUUGGCUACUCUAGGAGAGACUGCUGUAAACUGGCAGGAACAUACAAUGUCCUUCCUGAUUGAGAAUGAAUGGAUUACCAUAAUUGCGACAGGAAGUGAGGCUGAGCAAAAUUCUGCAACUAGGUGGUCAGAUAGUAGUUGUUAA
This is a messenger RNA of Brassica oleracea var. oleracea, 783 nucleotides long. RefSeq lists its product as uncharacterized. NCBI's taxonomy places the organism in Eukaryota, Viridiplantae, Streptophyta, Magnoliopsida, Brassicales, Brassicaceae. The record is from RefSeq and is a predicted model, not a curated record. The transcript has a single exon. The coding region runs from base 1 to 783 and encodes 260 amino acids.